This is a messenger RNA of Gallus gallus (chicken), 606 nucleotides long. RefSeq names its product proline-rich protein 2-like. NCBI's taxonomy places the organism in Eukaryota, Metazoa, Chordata, Aves, Galliformes, Phasianidae. Bases 1 to 606 code for a protein of 201 amino acids. The transcript has a single exon. The record is from RefSeq and is a predicted model, not a curated record.
AUGGGGACGGAGCAGCCCUGGAGCUGUGCCUCCGUUUGGAGGUCCCUCGGAGGAACCCAUCCCGGUGCCAGCCCCGGCUCCGCAGGGCGAGAAGAAGAGGAGGAGGAGGCGGAGGAGGAGGAAGGAAGAGCCCCGUCCGGCUCCAGCUUCCUCCGCAAGCCCUGCCUCGGUGCUCGGUGCCCGCCCCCGGCCCUCCCCCGGCUCUCCCCGCCGCACGCACCCCCGCAGCCGCCCGAGCGGAGCCGCUUCCCCGGGGGGAGCCCCGUGCAACAGUUGCCCCGCAUCGCGGCCGGGAGAGCCCUUUCGGCGCCGGGAGGAGGAGAACGAAGAGACUCCGAGGAGGGGGGGGGGGAGAACCGCACGGAGCCGCCGCCGCCCCCUCGCAGCGCUGAGCGCCGCCGCCGCCCGGUGCCGGGGCAGGAGCCCCGCGGAGCCCCGAUCCCACCGCGCCGGAGGGAUGGAGCGGAGCGGCGGGGACGUGGGGCGGCUCCGUACCGCCGGGCUCCGCUGUUUUCUCCUCCGACUACGAGAGAGGAGCAGCCCCGCCGCCGGGCACCCACCGCCCUGCUGAGCUGCGGGGCUGCUGAGCCCCGUCCUGAAUGCUGA